This is a messenger RNA of Lethenteron reissneri (Far Eastern brook lamprey), 848 nucleotides long. RefSeq names its product nucleolin-like. The record is from RefSeq and is a predicted model, not a curated record. NCBI's taxonomy places the organism in Eukaryota, Metazoa, Chordata, Hyperoartia, Petromyzontiformes, Petromyzontidae.
GUUACCAGAUUUUCCCGGAGAAGGUGGAGCCGGAGCCCGGGGCUGGCGCGGCGCUGCCUUGCAUCGUCCUGGACGCCGAGGACGCGGUGGUGGAGAGCGGAGAACUCCGCUGGCCCCCGUGCCUCGCCCUGAGCCUCGCCGCUUCGUCCGACUUCCAUCAGCAGACGAAUUCAGCCGCGGGCCGUGUCCUCGAACUCGUGAUAGACCUCGACAUCAACUCUGCCGCUGCUGCCGACCUUGACCCCGACUCUGGCUCUAGCCACGGCCCGGAGAUAGUGGUGUCCAGCCUUGACCCCGUGGAGCCAGCGGAGAGUGGGGAGCUCAUGUGGCCUCCUGCCCAUCUCAUGGUCAAAGAGGAGGACGAGGACGACGACGAUGAUGAUGACGGUGGUGGCGAUGAAGCUGCUGAUGAUGAUGAUGAUGAUGGAGAGGUCUUCGCAGAAAACAUAAAGGGGAAAUCCCAAGCUGGUGGUGGUGAAGACGAUGAUGUUGAUGAUGAUGGAGAUGAUGAUAUGAAAGAGGUUCCGGAUGAUCGCGAUGACACUGCUGCGGUCACGUCGAUGGAACCAGACGAAGCUAGGCACGCGGCUCUCGAGUUGGUGUUGGUGGAUCCACGUGAAGAUGGAGCGGAGCGGACGGGGAAUUUUGGGGACGGCGUCACGCAGGCGGGAGCGCGCGGGAUGGAGGCGUGCGUUUCCAUGGAGGAGGAAGAUGAGGAGGAGGAGGGGGUUGAGUUUGAGGAAGUAGGGGAAGGAGAUGAGGAGGAAGUGGAUCAAGACGAAGGAGAUGAUGAUGAAGAGGAGGAGGAGGAGGAUGAGGAGGAGGAGGAAGGAGUCUGCGGCCCGUAG